AUGGGAGCCCGGGCGUUGAACUUUAUGGAGGUUGACACAGCGGCGUAUGUUUCUGUGUUAUUUAUUUCAGACGAAUUUCAGCGUGCCGCAAGAGCAGUAACCGGAAACUCAUUGGAUCCGCUUGUGGUUGACGUUAUUUUCACUCUUUUCGAUGCGGAUGGUGACGGUCACCUGAGUACUUCCGAAUUUAUUGAUUGUAUUCGUGGACAUGGAUUGCGUCAUUUAAUUGAAGAUCCGGCACUACGUUUCUCCUACUGGCCUCGCUAUGUGGCUCGGUUGCUCCGGAUUCGUCCGAUCUAUCGGAAGGAGUUGUUAGGUUGGCGAUUUCAGACGGAGCAUCCAUUCGAGCGACCAGAUCGCAAACCAAAUGAGUAUCGUGAGGAGCCCUAUCUUCCCGUGUGGCAUUUCUCAGAAAACCCGCCAUGGAAUAUAGCAAACCGUCUCGCUGAAUUUCCCUAUCCGAACCUGACCUGGUGCGUAGUACUCCCCGAUGGGAAAAAAGUCUCCAAAAAACUUCCCGGGAUUCCACCAGAAGAACAGCUCAUAUUUAAAGGCGACCGAGUGAAAGUGCUUACCGGACCAGAUCAGGGAAAGAUCGGUCUCGUUGCAACCGUGCUCAAAAUGCGUCGUAUGGUCUACGUAGAUGGACUCAAUUAUCGGGUGACGCAAGCCGGCGGACGGGAACUACGCCGAGACGAACAGCCGUUGGAAAUCGAUAAAGAGGUGGCUCUAGUUGAUCCGGUCGACAACGAACCGUGCAUAGCGGUUUGGCGCUACACGGAUAAGGGAACCCGAGUUCGAAUUUCCACCCGAUCUGGCCAUACAAUCCCAUUGCCAACAUCUUCCCGCCAGUUGGAUGAUUUGACCGACCCGAAAGCCGCUAGUCGUGGUCCAAAAGACACUCCGAACAAGGUAGUGGAACGUGUCACGUUCGCUCCAGCCUCUCCAGAUAGCCCGGUAACGUUUGAAGAGGAUUUGUCUAUCCAAUACGGAUUGGAUCCACAACCCAAACCAUGUCCAACAUAUUGGUACUAG
Molecule: messenger RNA, 1035 nt
Organism: Echinostoma caproni
Lineage: Eukaryota; Metazoa; Platyhelminthes; Trematoda; Plagiorchiida; Echinostomatidae
Source: the annotation of a GenBank genome assembly